Molecule: messenger RNA, 411 nt
Organism: Paramecium tetraurelia
Lineage: Eukaryota; Ciliophora; Oligohymenophorea; Peniculida; Parameciidae
Exons: 3
Biological process (GO): cellular response to nitrogen starvation
Source: RefSeq, a predicted model, not a curated record
AUGCAAAAAGAAUCAUUUAAAAAGCAAUACUCGAAGGAACAAAGACUCAAAGAGAGUGAGAAUAUUCUCAAACAUUAUCAAGAUAGAGUCCCUAUCAUAAUUGAAAAAGAUAAAAAUUCUCGGUUACCUGAUUUAGAUGUUUAGAAAUAUCUCUUCCUUUCAAAUUUUAGAGUAUUUCAAUUAAAUACUUUGAUUCGAAGCAAAUUAAACUUAAACAAAGCUGAAGCAGUCUAUUUAUUUGUGAAUAGUAAAGUUGCUUUAAGAGGAGAUAUGAGUAUAAAGGAAGUUUAUGAUAAGUAUCAGGAUGAUGACAAAUUCCUUUACAUUUAAUAUUGCGAAUACAAUACAUUUGGGUUGUGAGUUGAGAUUUUACAUUUAUGGAAUAUAUAUUGAUUUUUAAUUUCAGAAUUA